GGCGGCGGCAGGAGGAGCGGGACAGACGGCGGCGAGCGCGUCCCCGUCGAGCGGCUGCCGCCUCCGCCUCCUCCUCCGGCCGGGGCAGCGGCGCAGCUCUGGCAGGCAGCGGGCGGCGACGGAGCCGCGGGCAUGGAGGACCGGGCGGCCGCUGCCCGGAGCCAGGCGGGCCCCCGACGCCUCACCGACGCAGCCCCGUCGCCGGCUCGGCGCUCGGCGCUCGCAGCCUGAGGACGUCCCGCCAGCCCAGCAUGGCCCUCCCGCUGCUCCUCCUGGCCGCCCUCCUGGCCCGGAGCCGCAGUGCCCAGAUCCCAGGGGCUGGAUCGGCUGACGAGCAAGAUUCUGGCUACGACAUUGUUCACCCUGUCAAGGUCGACGAGAGAGGUGUCUUCCUCUCCUACAACCUGUCCCACCGCUGGCUCCACAGAAGGGCCAUUUCCUCAAAGAAUCACCCGCUUUCUUUCUACAAACUGUACCAUGGGGGGCAGGAGCUGAGAUUCAACCUGAGCCUCAACAGGCAUCUCCUGGCCCCUGGGUUCGUCAGCGAGAGACGAUUUGGAGGCAUCGCUCAUGCCGAGAUCCAAGCUCACAACCAGAACUCGUGCCACAUGGUUGGGUCAGUUCAGAACCAGGAGCAAGAGAAUGGGUUUGCUGCGCUCAGUACAUGUGACGGGCUGAAAGGAGUCUUCCGGCUGGCUGAUGAAGACUUCUUUAUCGAGCCGCUGUCUGCAAGCAAAUUCAGGGAGAAGACCGCCCACCCCCACAGGAUAUAUAGACGCCAUGUUCCAGAGUACGAGGCAGAAGAGUUUAUUUCAGUAGUGAGCACAAAGCAAGACAGGAAACAGCCUGCCAUUGUCAGGAUGUGUGGGGUGCAAGGAAGCCUCGAGAACUCUGAGAAGCAGAGAGAGAAGUGGGAGGGGAUGCGGCGGAGGAAGCGGCGGAUCAAGCAGCGCUCUGUCAGCAAGGAAAAAUGGGUGGAGACCCUGGUGGUGGCUGACACUAAGAUGGUGGAGUACCAUGGCAGCAGGGAUGUUGAGAGAUAUGUCCUGACGGUCAUGAACAUGGUGGCCGGUUUGUUCCAUGAUGCCAGCAUUGGGAACCCUAUCCAUGUUUCCAUUGUGCGUCUUAUCUUCCUUGAGGAAGAAGAGGAGGAUCUGAAAAUCACCCACCAUGCAGACAACACCUUGAAAAGUUUCUGCAAGUGGCAGAAGUCCGUCAACGUGAAAGGAGAUGCUCACCCACUGCACCACGAUGUUGCCAUUCUGCUCACAAGGAAAGACCUCUGUGCAGCCAUGAACCGUCCCUGUGAGACUCUGGGCCUGUCCCACGUCUCUGGCAUGUGCCAGCCCCACAGGAGCUGCAACAUCAAUGAGGACACGGGGCUUCCUCUGGCGUUCACCGUGGCCCAUGAACUUGGACACAGUUUUGGGAUUCAGCAUGACGGAAGCGGCAAUGACUGUGAGCCAGUUGGGAAAAGACCUUUCAUCAUGUCCCCACAGCUCCUGUACGACACUUCGCCCCUCACCUGGUCCUCCUGCAGCCGGGAGUAUGUCACCCGCUUCCUGGACCGGGGCUGGGGGCUCUGCCUGGAUGACCCGCCGGCCAAAGACGUGAUCGACUUCCCGUCGGUUCCCCCGGGAGUCCUCUACGACGUCGGCCACCAGUGCCGGCUCCAGUAUGGCGCUUACUCCACCUACUGUGAUGAUAUGGAUAGCAUCUGCAACACCCUCUGGUGCUCCGUGGGGAACACAUGUCACUCCAAGCUGGAUGCAGCUGUUGAUGGCACCAAAUGUGAUGAAAGCAAGUGGUGUUUCAACGGAGAGUGCGUCCACAUGGGUUACCGCCCAGAGUCCAUCAGUGGAGUGUGGGCAGCCUGGAGCUCCUGGGGCGCCUGUUCCCGAACUUGCGGUGCUGGCGUGCAGAAUGCAGAGCGGCAGUGCAACAGCCCGACGCCAAAGUACGGCGGAAAAUACUGCCUGGGGGAACGAAAGCGCUUCAGGAUUUGCAACACAAAGUCAUGCCCCACGGACAGGCCCUCUUAUCGCCACAUCCAGUGCAGCCGCUUCGAUACCAAGCCCUACAAGGGGACACUUUACAAAUGGACCCCAGUCCCUAACAACAUUAAUCCGUGUGAAUUGCACUGUCGCCCGGAGAAUGAGUACUUUGCUGAAAAGCUCCGUGAUGCAGUCAUCGACGGGACCCCGUGUUACGAAGCAAAAUCCAGUCGGGAUGUGUGCAUUAAUGGGAUCUGUAAGAACGUCGGCUGCGACUAUGAGAUCGACUCCUAUGCUGUCGAGGAUCGGUGCGGGGUGUGCCACGGAGAUGGGUCAACCUGCGAAACUGUAAAGAGGACCUUUGAGGAGAGUGACGGGCUGGGUUAUGUUGAUGUUGGGCUGAUCCCCGCUGGAGCACGAGAGAUCCAGAUUGAGGAGGUGGCAGAAGCCGAGAAUUUCCUGGCCUUGCGAAGUGAAAAUCCAGAUAAAUACUUCCUGAACGGCGGCUGGACCAUCCAGUGGAAUGGCGAUUACAAGGUGGCCGGGACAACCUUCACUUAUGAGAGGACUGGAAACUGGGAGAACCUCACCUCUCCAGGCCCCACUGAGGAGCCUGUGUGGAUACAGCUUUUAUUCCAGGAGAAGAACCCUGGAAUCCGCUAUCAAUACACCAUUCAGAGGGAAUCCGAUAGUGAGAACGAGAUCGCUCCAGCUGAAUUCUUCUGGCAAUAUGGACCCUGGACAAAAUGCACAGCCACCUGUGGGACAGGGGUUCAGAGACAGAUUGUGCACUGCGUUGAGAAGGUGGCUGGGAUUGUGGAGGAGCGGUAUUGCAAUGUGCUCAGCCGGCCUGACGACCAGCAGAGGAGUUGCAGCGAGGAGCCCUGUCCGGCCAGGUGGUGGGCUGGCGAAUGGCAGGUGUGUUCUGCCACCUGUGGGGACACCGGACUGAUGAAGAGGACCAUCCUUUGCAUCCAGAGUGUGGCGCUGGAUGAGCAGCGGGCCCUGCUGCCCGGCAAAUGCCAGCAUCUCUUGAAGCCGGAUGCCAUGGCCCCCUGCAACCGAGAGGUCCUCUGCCCAGCUCAGUGGGCAAUCGGCAACUGGUCUGAGUGUUCGGUCACAUGUGGGAGUGGAACGCAACAGCGCCCAGUCUACUGCCCCAAUGAUACCAGAGCCAGCUGUGCUCCAGGGCAAAAACCAGCGUCCGAAAUUGUCUGUUCAUUGCCACUGUGCUGGAACAGGGUUGAGAGCAUUGUCUCCGACUGGUCCGGGAGUGGUUCUUCAAGCCAGGAGCUGUUUAACGAAAUCAAUUUUAUCCCUCACCAUCACAUCCCCCGAUUUAGCCCUUCAACACCUGAAUCCAAAGACCUCAAUGCCAUAAUGGAAGACUUUUCACCCAGCAACAAUAAAAAGGGAAAUGUGUUUGUGGACGAUUUUUACUACGAUUAUAAUUUUAUCAACUUCCACGAAGAUCUGUCUUAUGACCCAGUUGACGAGAAAGGCAGCAUGGGAGAGGACUUGAAGCCAGACCUUGGAAGGAAGAUGGUAACCAGCAUGAAGGGGGACUCUAAUGAAAUGCUCCCAGAUUUCCUCCCUAUUGUAAAACCAGAGAGCAGAAUGGACAAAAAAAGCACAAAAUCCCCUGAUAUUGGGGGAAAUAACGAAGAGGAAACUGACGGGGUUCACAAACACACAACUGUUGCCAAUUUGCACAGUCCUGUUGGUACAACCAUGGUCCCCUGGGCGACCUCCCCUACAGCAGUCAGCGGGAAGGGCACCCCACCACCGCUUUGGGGAGAUCACCCCUCCACUUCAGCAGCAGCAAGACAUUUUCCUGACGCUUCUGAAAACACAGUUUUGAGAGGGAAUGUGGCAGCAGCAACCACCCCCGCGAGCUUUUCUUACUGGACCGUUCCGACUCCAAUGUCUCCUCCUGGCAAAGGCAGCAGCAAUCAAGGAAGUGAGCCUGGCGCUCCUGAGGGCAGGAUGCAAGAGGCAGAAAGCUCACAGGUUCCUUAUCAUAGCGCUAGCGAACCCAACCGCUGGUUGGGUGUGGUGCAAAAAGGUGACGGAGAGGAAAGGGGUGCAGGCCGGGCCGUCAUUGAUCUUGAAGAUGACAGAGGCGCUGCUCGCAGAACGAAAGAAGCCCCUGUUGGCACAGUCUCAGCAACAGCAGCUGCAACAGCAAGAGGACCACCUGACCACUUCAUUCAUCAACGCUCUCGUUCCACUGAAACCACCCCGAAUCUUCCCACUCAGGACACAAGUGAGAACAGCAAGGACCCUGGUGAUGUCAUGGAUUCACACAACAUGGCAAAUGGCAAGAGCCAUGCAGCGGAUGCCCAGAACCACCGGCACUACCCAGUGGUAGAGGGUGAGGAUGCCCUGCCCCCUACAAUUGACCUUCCCCCAGUGGCGCCCACCCUCACCUUAGCAUAUACGUUUUCCGGACAUGGCAGCCAGGCACUCGCAUCUCACAACCCAAACUCGUCAGGGCUGCAGUUACCAACUGAGCCAACAUUUGGGGGGCAGAGCCCAGCCGCUCCCAACUCUUUUCCUUCUGUGUCGCCUGCGCCAAGUCAGAAGGAAUCCAUGGGAAUUAACUUGGGUGCUAAGGAUACACCUUCCAGUGGAGACAAAGGACUCUUCAGAAAUCAGAGCUCCAGCAAUGGGGUUCACUGGAUGUUUGCCAGUGGCAGUGGAGGUCUCCAGCCCAGCCUCGCUCCUGUAAAGCACCAGGAAGAAGGAAAGGAUGGGACGCCCUCUGUGGUUCCUUCUGCUGCUGUAGUGGCCGCUCCCAAUGCCAGCUGGGAGGCUGGAAACUGGAGUGAGUGCUCCACCACCUGUGGCCUUGGGGCCAUUUGGAGGACCGUGCGCUGCAGCACAGGCCAGGAGGAAGACUGCAGCCCGGCCAGAAAGCCGAUCCCUGCCCGAAGGUGUUACCUGAGGCCGUGUUCCACCUGGCGUGUUGGGAACUGGAGUAAGUGCUCCAGGACCUGUGGAGGUGGAGUGAAAGUCCGGGACAUCCACUGCGUUGACACCCGAGACCAGCGACCCCUCCGCCCUUUCCACUGCCAGGCCACCCCGUACAAGCCCCCAACGCAGAUGCCUUGCCAAAGCCAGCCGUGCCUGGGCUGGUACACGUCCGCUUGGAGAGAGUGCUCUGAGCUGUGUGGAGGAGGAGAGCAACAGCGGCUGGUGACCUGCCCCGAAUUUGGAAGGUGUGACGAAGCACUCCGUCCAAACAACACGAGGCCUUGCAACGUCCACCCUUGUACCAAGUGGACGGUGGGAUCCUGGGGGCAGUGCACAGCCACGUGUGGUGGGGGCAUCCAGAGGAGGCAAGUGAAGUGCGUGAACACGAAGACUGGUGAGGCAGAAGAAGACAACAGCCUGUGUGACCAUGAACAGUGGCCAGAGAACACCCAGAAGUGCAACCCCCAGGACUGCAGUCACAGCCAGCCAAGGACAGUGGCUCUGUGAUACAGUGUCUGCUAAAGGAAGGGCUGUCGCUGAGUGGCAGAGAAUCUGCCGUGCACGCAGAAGGCCUCGGGUGCAGUUCACUGGCAGCAUCUCCAGGUAGGGCCAGGAGAGACUCCUGCCUGAAAGUCUGGUGAGCUGCUGCCAGUCAGUGAAGACAUUACUGAGCUAGAUGGACCAAUAGUCUGAUUCCGUAUGAGGCAGCUUCCUGGCGCAUCUCCCACACAGGCAAAGGUGAAGCCAACAGGAAGCAAACGGUGGCAUUCUGCAAAACCCCAUUUUGGAUGGACUUUUUCUGUCAUAACUAAAACUUCCUGGCAGGACUGAGCUUGCUGUUGGGGGGGGGGCGGUGAGGCAGAGGAGGAAGCUGCAUGGGCUGCAUUCCAACCCAGUGGUGACUGAUGCCUCCACGUCCGUGCCAAGAAGGUGAAGUCCCUUGGACAGCUCCUUGAAAACCCAGAGCAGAUUCUGCUGCCCCACUGGCAUGGAGCCACCACCCUCCGCCCUUCCAGCCCUUGGGUUGGUCACAAGCCAGAGAGAUUGCAAGGAGGGUCCUCAGCCGAGUACCUUCAGAAGGGCCCAGGUCCAGCCCUCAGCAUCUCCAACGCAGAAGAUCUGGAGCAGCAGUGUUGCAAGGACCGCAAUGCUGGCUGGUGCUGGUGCUGCGGGGGGGGGGGGAUGAAAUCCAACACUAUCUGGAGAGCACCAGGUUGUCUAUCACUGAUAUACAGGGACCACGACUGAUAUACACUGCAGAAAUGUUGCAACCCCCCCGGGAGCCCUCUUGAUGCAAGUCCAUUCUCUUUCUAAGAGGUCCAGUACCACCACUGUGGUUCCGAUCCAGAGAUGCGCCAAGUGCGCAAAGGUGUAUUCCUUCAGGGUAAUUUUGGAUUACCAGAGAUGAGAUGCAGACAAGAGGUUUGCUUACAAAGAGUUAAAAUUUAUUGAGUAACUUACAGCAUUCAGCCAAGUAUUCCCAAUAAAAGUGGAUCAGUCCCACCGCUCUGCAGUAGCGGACGUCAGAGACUGAACACCCAUACCGGGCACAGGUCAUGGUUAUAUAGCAUAAAUCUUGGCACAUAUCAUUGGUAUACACAUGAGGUUACAUAUAUGAUUAAUGAGAUUAUACACUUUGAAGUAACAUAUUAUGACAUAUAAUUGGCUGUUCUGAUCUUUUCACAGAACAUCUUCAAAGCAAACUAAUUGCUAAAAACUAUAGUAUCGUUCCAGGUGCACCUUAGUAUCCUCCCUUGGCAAACUUCAUAGCUAUCAUCUUUAUCUUCAUCUCUACUAACAAGCAUACUUCAUCAUUGACCGUUACCUGACUUGUGUACUAACAAGCCACAGCUGCACUAUCUGCUCAUUGACCGUCCUUUCGACCCAUCCAUUUUAUCCUUGAAUCUAUGCCUAUCAGGACUCUCUGAAGUCUAACAAGGUGCCUUCCAAUAUCAUACUAGGCAAGCCAACUAUAAACUGCCUACUAAUAUACAUAUACUUGAACCUAUGCCUAAUUGGGCUCCUUUGAUGCCUUUACACUUAACAAGAUACAUUCCCAGCAUCAUACUGGGCAAGCCAUCAUAUCCUCAUUAAAACACCUAGAUUAGACUGCAGGUGGCUAUGAGGUGAUCUGACAUACCCAAAGAUGCUGGGGCCUGAAAGGGGAAUACAAGCCUCCAGGCUUUGCUAACAAAUACAUAUUGAAUAUAUAUUGAUUAACUUAAGGCUAUAACAGCUUGCUUUAGGCCUCUACUUGCUGGCUGGAAAUACCAAAUUGGUACAGGGUAUACAAAAGGCCCCUGAGGGCCUGGUCAAACACGGUGCAUAGCGUUUCCUGGCGAUUCCCAGCAGGUUGCACUGCAGCUGUUUGUAAGCGUAGGGCAAGGGAAAUGCUAACCUUAAAGUGCAGGUCUCUUUCCAGAAGAAUAUUUGUGACUCAUGGCAGAUAAAGUGGAAAUGCAGAUCCUCCCCACCCCCCCAGCCAUCCCAGCUGUAGCGAUGAUGGAUAUACAAUAGUCCUGAUAUAUAAAGUCAUGCCUUUCCCCACAUGAACGUUGGAUGACAUUAUGGGGGGAGUGUGGAGGGCUAAACAUUCUGGUUUUUAAAACGGCCUAUAUUGGUUUUAUGGCCCAGGGCAGGAAGCCUCAAUGAGAAAGAAAAGAUAUCCUGCCAAACCCUGGAGCACAAGGCAGAGUGUCAGCCCCUUGCCUUAGGGGUGAAGUCAGAUCCCCACGGCAAGGCCUGAUGCAGAGGUGUCAAGUUCCCUUCCUUUUGUGCAGAGCCUCCUGCAGGCUGGCCUGGUCUUGAGGGGCAUUAGGGGAAACUGUCUGCAAAAUAGCGUCCCAGAAAAAUGGGAACACAACAAUUGCGGCUUUGGGGUUUUGGCAGGCUCUGUUAUAUUGAUCGGGAUGAGACCAAAGAUAAAAUACAGGAUUAUAUACACGUGUGUGUGGGCGCCCACACAGUUGUGCAAGAGGGUGAGAUACAAAGAAGAUGAAAUGCAAAAAGUACAGACUGCAUCAAUUAUUAAGUUGAACACGGUGAGGGGGAGUGGCACAGCCCCACAGCGCCAGUAGGUCUGCUCCAAUGGGAGGUGACCAGAGGAAGCGCUGCCUGCGUAAGCAUGUGUGCCUCUUGCGCUCGAAAAAGGCAUUCCCAGCACAAAAUGGAUUAUAACCGUUCCAGCAGAAUGCGCUUUAGACUGAGAAAUUAGUGUGGGGCAGGGAUGCCAUGGGGAUGCCAUGAUGAGUACAGCACCCCCAAAAAGGCACUUGUAUGAAGCACGGAAUGCACAUUAUCACACAGUGUGUACAUGCUCUCAGAAGACAUAACUUGGGGAAAUUAUAAAUUAAACCAUCAAAACAGUGGCUUUGAAAAUAAUUAAAGCAAUCCUGAGUGUGGGCGGUCUGCUCUGUCCCCACAGUGUGUAGGUGGAACAUGGCGGGAUGCACACGCACAUACUCAAAGCACUGAUACAUGCUCCCAGAGCAUGGGAGGUCAGUGGCAAGUCCCCGUAUAGCCUGCAGUGGAAAAGCAAUGAUUGUAUAGCAUUGGAAGCUGCGUGUCUAGAAGCUCUCUUUGUCUUGGGUGGGGAAGCCUCUUUUCCUGGCAUCAUGCCUCACUUUAGAAAAGGGGAAAAGUAUCUUCAGGACAUGAAUCCAUGUUGGAUUAUUGAUGCAGAAGUUCAGCCUGUUAAACCCAUUUGUUAUCGGCAGCCAGAAGGCUAAUAAAAGUUUAGUAACAGAAUGUCAGGAAGGAAUAGCCAGGGGGAAGGAGGGGUGUGUGUUGGUUGUUACUCUUUGCAGCUGUAGCCUGUCAGCUUACUCCAGCUUGGGACUGUACAAGAAGCCAAACUUUAUAAUGAGCAGUGAGAAAGUAAUUGAAGGCCGUUAAACUAGCUUGUUAAAAUCACCAAAGCGGAAAACUUCACUCUCUGCAGAAACUUGCCUUUCCUUGGCUUAUCAGUGGCACUGUCAUUUUUAAAAAAUUGAGUGAAACUGUGUGUCCAUGCAUGUGCAUGUGUGUAUGCAUGUGCGUCCACGUGUGUGUGAGAAGUUAUUUCAUGUAGGUAGAUAUCCUGCAGGAAGCCAGACUGCUGGACCACUAGAUGAGCCCCUUUUGGCCUGAUCCACAGAGAUGUUCUGAUGCUUUGAAUGUGUUGCCCUCCAGUUGUACGAUUGCAGCUCCUGUCAUGCCUGACCACUGGCCAUGCUACUUGGGGCUGAUGGGAGGCGCAGCCCACAAAUUCUGAAAGGCCACAGGUUCUCCACCACUGUCCCUAGGGAACGGAGCCUUACGUUAGGACAGGGGAGGACUGUUUGCUUUCUGUGGUUUGCAUAAGAGGCUGGAAAGUGGACUCCUGAAGGGCGCAGGUGCUUUUUCGGAUGAGCACUGGGGAAAAUGUGGUGGGAAACUUUCCUGUGACAGUGUUCUGUUUUCCUGGUUGGUCUAAGGAUGCCAGAGUGGUGAUAUGUAAGGAAUAGGAAGGGGCUGCAGCAGUCCAGUGUACAGCAAGCUAUUUGUGAGUUCUGAGUCCCAGAGGUAAUGGGAGAGAGCUGCUAAUCACGAUCUCAUGAGCACCUUGCCAAGUAUCCAGGCGCCAUCUGCCCCCACUUAGUGCUUCGGCCUCCUGGCUCCGCUUUCACAUCAUCAGGCCUGAGCAAGCAGCAGGUUAAUCCCAGGUCAUUCUUCUUGGCUGGUGAUUAGUGGGGGGUGGGUUCAUCUGAUAGUGCCUGGGAUAAUGGGCUCACACUGUCAGUGGAAAGUCACUCUUGUGCUUAGGGGUCUUAAGAUCUUGUCAACUGAGGGCCUGGUUCUAUUUCCAUUACAACCCUUUACCUUGGGGAGGGUAUCGGGCUUUUCUCCUAGCUCAGCCUCAUUCUCCGCAUCUGGUGGGGAUCCAGGCAGCCACAGGAAGCAUCUGGAGGGAAUCCCAAUUCUCACAUUUGUCGCCACGAUGUGGCUGUUGCUGCUUUUGCCCGGGGAACGCUUCUUCUGAAUGCCCCACCACAUGGAGGGACCUAAAAUGAGCUCUGCUAAUAUGUUGCUCGCUCACCACGUCAGCAGAGCCAAGGGCAGGACUGGGGGCCCCUUGGAUGACGGUUUCUUCUGGAUGUGUGGUGGGGUACAAGAUGGGUGGGAAUGGGAAUGGGCCCCAGUUGUGGGGGAACAGGGCAAGCCCCACUGCCCCUUCCUCGGCUCUGGGGUUGGAUGAGAAGGAGGUGUGAAUCAAAGGACAACAUCCUUGGGGCGGGGGGGGGGAGAGAGAGUGUGUGGUAGAUGGCCUUGAAGGCUCUGUGCCCCCUCCAAAAAAUUUGGAGGUUGAAGGCAGGAAAUGUCUGCAUAGUGAUGUUAGCUUGUAUUUGCAACUGUUUUCCUGCUGUGAAUUGCUGGGAGACUAGAAGCCUUGAGGGCCUAAAGAGGAUUGAAGAUUUGGGGGAGGGGGAAUGAUCAGAGUGAAAGAAAGAAAGAAAGAAAGAAGAGCGACCCGGGGGAGAAAAAUAGGCUCUGGGACACGCAGCGCAUGAUGCUUAACACACAGUUUCCUGCUGGGUGCACUUCUUUAAAAUAACAGCUGAAGGGGGAAGAAUUGGGGACAUAAUAUGCCUUCCCCCCACAGUUGCAGUGAAAAACCCCCCAGCACCAGGCAGCAAUUUGCCUCAGGAGGGAAACUGCCAAUUGGCACCAAUUCUGACUGAUGCACGUCUGCCACACACACAAGCACAUGGAGUGGCUGCUGUUUUCAAAGGGGGGGGGACACACAAACAUGCAGCGGGGUCAACACGGGCAUUCAAUGCCACUUGUG
This is a messenger RNA of Rhineura floridana, 10776 nucleotides long. RefSeq names its product ADAM metallopeptidase with thrombospondin type 1 motif 7 (gene ADAMTS7). The transcript has 24 exons. Gene Ontology annotation, molecular function: metalloendopeptidase activity. NCBI's taxonomy places the organism in Eukaryota, Metazoa, Chordata, Lepidosauria, Squamata, Rhineuridae. Bases 252 to 5477 code for a protein of 1741 amino acids. The record is from RefSeq and is a predicted model, not a curated record. Gene Ontology annotation, biological process: extracellular matrix organization; proteolysis. Gene Ontology annotation, cellular component: extracellular matrix.